ACCUGAAUGUAGCACAACACUUCAACUUGAAAAAUCAAACUUAACAUGGCAUUUUACAUUCGCAUCUCCAUGGAGUUAUUAACAUGGGUUACCUUAUUUUUCUGCGCUACAAUUUGUAUUGGCACUAGCAGCACACUUGUGGUUGGGGCAACACUUGAAGCUGAAGCUCUGCGGAAGAGUGGGUGGUGGAAUGCCUCCCUCAACAACGUUGCAGAUCAUUGUAGCUGGCCUGGUAUAACAGGCAACAGUGCUGGGAGCAUUAUUGAGAUUAAUCCACCUGAUUUUAGUGUGGGAGAGAAGUUUAGAAAAAUGAACUUUUCUUGCUUCUCCAAUAUUGUUCGCCUUGAUCUCAGCUGUCAAGAACUCUAUGGGAUCAUUCCACCUCAAAUUGGUGAUCUUAUAAGACUUGAGCACCUUAAUCUGUCCAAUAACCAUCUAACAGGUACAUUGCCUUCUUCACUUGGAAAUCUCACUCAAUUACGGGUGCUUGAUAUAUUUUUCAAUUAUAUGGACUCCAUCUCACUGAAAUUCGGGAAUUUGAAGAGUCUUAUUUCUUUGAACUUGACUGCAAACAACCCCAAUGCAUCAGUUGCUCCAAUUAUAGGUCUUCUGACCAAUCUUUCCCACUUGGAGUUGGCCUCAAAUCCUUUCCAUAGUAGUAUCCCUCCAGAAAUAUGGAACUUGAAGAAUCUUGUAGCCUUAGACAUGAGUGAUUGCAACCUCAUUGGUCCAAUCUCUUCCAAUAUCAGUCAUUUAACCAAUCUGGUUUCUUUGACUCUUGCAAACAAUCAAAUCAAUGGAUCCAUACCGUCAGAAAUGGGGAAUCUAAAGAGUUUGGUUUCUUUGAAUCUGUUUAGUAAUUUGCUUGUUGAUCUAGUACCGUCCUCUCUUGGACAAUUAAACAGCCUGACAUUUUUACGCCUCAGUUUGAAUUCAUUUAGUGGCUGCAUCCCUCCAGAAUUUGGGAAAUUAACGAACCUCACUUAUCUCAGCAUUAGUGGGUGUCAACUUGGUUGUCCACUCCCUCCAACUUUGGGUCACUUGAGAAAUUUGAGGUACUUGAAUCUUUAUAACAAUCAAACCAAUGGCUCCAUACCACCAGAGUUUGGAAAUUUAACGAAUCUCAUUUAUCUCAUCAUAAGGGGGUGUCAACUUGUUGGUCCACUCCCUCCAACGUUGGGUCACUUGAAAAUUUUGAGAUACUUGCUUCUUGGUGGUAAUAGUUUAGGGCGUACAAUCCCUUCAUCUUUGGGUCUCCUGUCCAAUUUGAGCCACCUGGACCUUCUUGGAAAUUCUUUUGAGGGCUCCAUCCCUCCAAACAUAGGAAAUCUACUUAAUUUGGAACUUCUGGUUCUUGGUGGCAAUAAUUUAACAGGUCAAAUCCCUUCAUCUCUUUCUCGUUUAUCCAAUUUGAAAAUUUUGAACCUUCGUUUGAAUUAUUUACAAGGUUCCAUUUCUUAUGCAAUCGGAAAUAUGACGAAUCUAGAAUAUUUAGAUCUUCGUGCUACCCAUUUCUCUGGUUCUAUUCCUUCCACUCUACUUCAUCUAACCAAUUUGGACUACUUGGAUCUUGAUUCAAAUCUUUUAGAAGGUUCAAUACCCAUAGAGAUAGGUCAUUUAAAACUUCUGCAAUAUUUGGAUCUUUCCCAAAACAGAUUGUCAGGGCCCAUCCCAACACAACUUGCGAAUUGCUCCAGUUUAAGGGAGGUGUCACUGAGCCACAAUUUCAUUAGUGGAGAGAUACCUUCACAACUGGGGGAUUUACUAUGGCUGAGAACCUUGAAUCUUAGUUACAAUAAUCUCUCAGGGCAAAUCCCAAAUAACUUGCAUUAUUUUCCGAAUAGCUCUUUCAUAGGCAACAAGGGAUUAGAGCGUCAUCUUACUUCCCCAAGCAACAAAGUGCUAAGAUAUAUUGAAAUUAUUCUUCCUAUCACCAUUUUUCUUGCCUUAGUAUCUCUGGCAUUGUUGUUGCUUUUUCAAAGAAUAAAUGAAUACCAAAGUUCGGUAGCAUAUUCAAGUCCAACGGAAAAUGGAGAUGUAUUCUCAAUAUGGAACUUUGAUGGGAAGGCUGCAUAUGAAGACAUCAUUGCAGCAACUGAAGACUUUGACAUUAGAUAUUGCAUUGGUACCGAUGGUUAUGGAAGUGUUUAUAGGGCACAGCUACCAAAUGGAAAAGUAGUUGCCUUAAAGAAACUUCAUAGGAGGGAAGCAGAGGAGCCAGCUUUUGACAAGAGUUUUAGAAAUGAGGUUAAGAUGUUGACAGAAAUACGACAUAGGAACAUUAUCAAGCUUCAUGGGUUCUGUUUGCAUAGACGGUGCAUGUUUUUGAUCUAUGAAUACAUGGAAAGGGGAAGCUUGUUUUGUGUCCUUAGAGAUGAUGCUGAAGCUGUGGAAUUGGAUUGGAUCAAAAGGGUGAAUAUCAUAAAAAACACAGUGCAUGCUUUGAGUUACCUUCACCAUGACUGCAUCCCACCCAUCCUUCAUCGAGACAUAUCAACAAACAACAUUUUGUUGAACUUAGAGUUGGAGGCCUUUGUUUCUGACUUUGGAAAUGCUAGGCUUUUGGAUCCUGAUUCAUCUAAUCGUACCAUACUUGCAAGCACCUAUGGUUAUAUUGCCCCAGAGCUUGCCUAUGCAAUUGUUGUGACUGAGAAAUGUGAUGUUUAUAGCUUUGGGGUUGUAGCAUUGGAAGUACUGAUGGGAAGGCAUCUUGGAGAAUUGCUAACAUUGUUAUCAAAACCAUAUUCUUUGCCAAAUGUGAUGCUAAAUGAUGUAUUAGACACACGUCUACCGCCUCCAAGAAGCACAACUAUUACCCAAAGUAUUGUUGUUGCUGUUAUGCUUGCAUUGGCUUGCUUGCGUGCAAAACCUGCUUCCAGACCAACAAUGAAAUAUGUGUCUCAACAAUUUGUUGCUUGCCAAAGACAACUUUCGAAGCCUUUUCCAACUAUUUCUCUGUUGGAACUUGUUAGUACUGAUUUGGGGAUGGAAAAUGGAAGAGAACCUCAUUCAGAAGUUUCAUGUCAUCCAAACAAGUUCCUUGGCUCUUCCUCAAAUUAGAUCCAAUAAAGUUUCCUUGUCUUUUUUUUUUUUUUUAAAUAAAUAUGUUUGUCUGUU
Rubroshorea leprosula is the source of this 3117-nucleotide messenger RNA. Lineage: Eukaryota; Viridiplantae; Streptophyta; Magnoliopsida; Malvales; Dipterocarpaceae. The record is from the annotation of a GenBank genome assembly.